CCUGGUUUGGAACACACAAAACCAAACCCCCAGAAGAAGAAAAACUUUAACUUUCGUUCCAAACACAAAUUUUCAAACACAAAAUGGAACACUCUUUAAAAUUCUUUUGGGGGAUGGUUUUGUGCAUAGUUGCAAUGGCUCACCAGACCAUAGCACUUGAAACACUCGAAACUCUUAAAGGACAGAGUUUAAUUCAAAAGGUAUGCACAUUUUCUGCAACCAGAAACCUCUGCAUUGAGGUUCUCUCUUCGGAUCCUUACAAAAGUCCUAAUGCAAACUUGAGAGAUUUGGCAAUCAUUUCCCUUAGGGUUGCUGCCACCAAUGCUUCUGGGAUCCUCGGCGAAACAAAAAUUUUGAUCGACGAUGAUAAGCUCAGUCCUGAUGUCCAACAAGGUUUGUCUGAUUGCAAAGAGACCAUUUUGGACGCAGAGAGCCAGUUGGAGGACUCCAUUGCCGCUAUCAUGGUUGAUUCCAAAGCUGAAACACAACUUUGGCUCAAAGCUGCCUUGGCUGCAAUUGAUACAUGCGAUGCCUCCAUCCCUGGCGACGACGACAUUCUCUCCAUUGAAAGUGUCGCCUUCCGCAAGCUCUGCAACAUUGCCAUCACCGUUACCAAGCUCCUUCUUAAUCCCAUCAAACUCUAAAACCCUUUGCUUCUGCUGCUUUUGCUGUGCAUGCAUCCAUCUCUGUAACUCUUUUCUUCAUCUUUUGCAUCAAAAUCUUAAACUGCAUGUUGUUGCCCUACUUUUUCUUUCUUUAUCUUCUUUGUGCUACAACAUGAAGGCAUUCUUCAACAGAUAAAUAAAUAAGAGUGUUUCAGA
This is a messenger RNA of Vigna unguiculata (cowpea), 821 nucleotides long. RefSeq names its product putative invertase inhibitor. Gene Ontology annotation, molecular function: enzyme inhibitor activity. Gene Ontology annotation, biological process: negative regulation of catalytic activity. The record is from RefSeq and is a predicted model, not a curated record. Lineage: Eukaryota; Viridiplantae; Streptophyta; Magnoliopsida; Fabales; Fabaceae.